Messenger RNA from Trichosurus vulpecula (common brushtail), 5786 nucleotides. It is a transcript of the gene HOOK1, whose product is annotated as hook microtubule tethering protein 1. The record is from RefSeq and is a predicted model, not a curated record. Gene Ontology annotation, molecular function: dynein light intermediate chain binding; microtubule binding. Lineage: Eukaryota; Metazoa; Chordata; Mammalia; Diprotodontia; Phalangeridae. Gene Ontology annotation, biological process: cytoskeleton-dependent intracellular transport; cytoplasmic microtubule organization. Bases 226 to 2409 code for a protein of 727 amino acids. Gene Ontology annotation, cellular component: cytoplasm; centrosome. The transcript has 22 exons.
GGGGAGGUGCGGGGCCGAGCGGGCGCGCGCGGGGGCGGGGGCGCGCCGGGCUGACGCCGCCUACGUAGCCCGCGUUCACCUCCCGCCCGAGCGGCGGCUGCAGCUCCUCGUUCUCCAAGCUCCCGAGCGCCAGCGCCGGCCGUCGUGGACGCGGGCUCCCGGCUCCGGCGGCAUAGGAAGGCGGCGGCGGCGGCCCCGGCGGCGGAGGCCAAGGAGGCCACGGCCAUGGAGGGGCAGCAGCUGCCCCCGCAGCCCCAGCUCCAGCUCUGCGACAGCCUCAUGAUCUGGUUGCAGACAUUUAAUACUGCUGCCCCUUGUAAGAAUGUCCGGCAGUUAACGAAUGGGGUUGCCAUGGCACAAGUUCUUCAUCAGAUAGAUGUUGCUUGGUUUAAUGACUCUUGGUUAGGCCGAAUCAAAGAAGACGUUGGUGACAAUUGGAGAAUAAAGGCUAGUAACUUGAAGAAGGUUCUUCAAGGAAUUACGAGCUAUUAUCAUGAGUUUUUAGGUCAACAGAUUUCUGAAGAACUUAUACCUGAUUUAAGCCAAAUCACUGAACGCUCAGAUCCUGUGGAGCUUGGCAGGCUGCUCCAGCUUAUUUUAGGCUGUGCAGUCAACUGUGAAAAGAAACAAGAACACAUUCAGAAAAUUAUGACUCUGGAAGAAUCUGUUCAGCACGUUGUGAUGACUGCUAUUCAGGAGUUAAUGAGUAAAGAAAUAGUGACCUGUGCUUCGAGUGAUGCUGGAGAGCUAGAACAUCAGCUUAAAAGAGCCUUAGAAGAACUUCAGGAUGCAUUAGCAGAAAAAGAAGAACUAAAACAAAGAUGCCAAGAACUAGACAUGCAGGUGACCGCCCUUCAAGAUGAGAAGAACACAUUGGUGUCUGAGAACGAGAUGAUGAAUGAGAGGCUGGAACAAUUAGAUGGCUCUUUGGAAGACCCAAACACAGCAGUGGCAAAAAAAUAUUUUCAUGCCCAGUUACAGCUAGAGCAGCUUCAAGAAGAGAACUUUCGACUGGAGGCGGCAAAAGAUGACUACCGGCUUCACUGCGAGGAGCUUGAGAAGCAGCUGAUUGAGUUUCAGCAUCGGAACGAUGAGCUGACGAGCCUGGCCGAGGAGACGAGAGCCCUCAAGGAUGAGAUCGAUGUUCUCAGGACCACCUCUGAUAAAGCAAGUAAAUUGGAGUCCACAGUAGAGGUUUAUCGUCAAAAGCUGCAAGAUCUGAAUGACCUAAGGAGGCAGGUGAAGUCGCUGCAGGACACUAACAUGAUGUACAUGCAUAACACGGUCAGCUUAGAGGAGGAGCUCAAGAAGGCGAAUGCUGCCCGCACCCAGCUGGAAAUGUACAAGAAGCAGGUUCAGGAACUUCAUCUUAAACUCUCUGCUGAAUCCAAAAGGGCCGACACAUUAGCCUUUGAGAUGAAACGCCUACAAGAGAAGCAUGAAGCUUUACUCAAGGAAAAAGAUAGACUGAUCAUACAGCGUGAUGCCCUGAAAGAGACCAAUGAGGAGCUCCGAUGUUCCCAGGUGCAGCAGGAUCACCUCAACCAGGCAGGUACCUCUGUCUCAACAAGUUUCGAGAAUCUUGCUGCUGAAAUUAUGCCGGUGGAAUAUAGAGAAGUGUUUAUUCGCCUUCAGCAUGAAAAUAAGAUGCUUCGAUUACAGCAGGAAGGGUCUGAGAAUGAGCGGAUUGCAGAGCUCCAAGAACAGCUGGAGCAGAAACAUCGGAAAACCAGUGAGAUGGAGACCGAGCAAAGGCUUAGCAAAGAAUAUAUUAGAGGUUUGCAGCAGCAGAUUGAAGACCUUCAGAAGACUCUGCAAGAGCAAGGGCCCAAGCCUGAAGGGGAAAGUUCCAGCAAAUUAAAGCAGCAGCUGGAAGCUCAUAUGGAAAAGCUUACCGAGGUCCAUGAAGAAUUACAGAAGAAGCAAGAACUAAUUGAAGAUCUCCAGCCUGAUGUGACUCAAAAUGUACAAAAAAUAAAUGAACUUGAAGCUGCCCUACAGAAGAAAGAUGAAGAUAUGAAAGCGAUGGAGGAGAGAUAUAAAAUGUACCUGGAGAAAGCCAGAAAUGUAAUUAGAACCUUGGAUCCCAAAUUAAAUCCAGCAUCAGCUGAAAUAAUGCUGCUGAGAAAGCACCUGGCAGAGAAAGACAGAAGGAUCGAGAUCCUGGAGAGUGAAUGUAAGGUAGCAAAAUUCCGUGAUUACGAAGAGAAACUCAUUGUGUCUGCCUGGUAUAAUAAGAGUCUCGCUUUCCAGAAGCUGGGGAUGGAAUCCAGACUGACUGGAGGUAAUGGCGCCUGCAAGGAUGCUGGUGCCUGCCCUCCCGCGCGCUCCUUCCUUGCACAGCAACGGCACAUCACCAACGCUAGAAGAAAUCUCUCUGUUAAAGUACCUGCUGCAACAUCUGAUUAAACUCCAAAAGAAACACAGACCCUUAAGUGCCCUUAACCCAUUUGUAGCUUCCACAAUCUUUGCGGAUUAUAAAGAGCCAGUCGUGGUGCUGGACAGAUGUAGGUCUGCUCACCAAAAAGAAAAUCAAAGAAAUUGAUUUCUAUAAGGCACUUGGAGCAGUUCCAUCCAUCUUUUCAGAUGGUCAGAAAUGAGGAAUUGAAAUAUGUUAGAAAGCACAUAUCUCAAAGGAUUAUAUUUGUCUUCAGAGUAUAUAGUGUUUAGAAUUACAAAUUGGCAAUGUAUAUUUAAAUUUAAUAUGUCCAGUUGGCCUGGUAACUUGAUUAACCAAGGCAGCAUUGGAAAUUUGUAAUUUGAAAAAAAUGCCAGCUCUGUUUUAUCCUACAAGAUAAAAAUUAGUGAGUUGAACACAGCAAACUGAAGAAAUCUUGUGUGGGUGGGUUGGUGUGCUGCUUUAGCUACACCAAUACCUGUUCAAUUUGAUCUUUCUAUUCCUGUCCUUAGAUGAGAUGAUUUUAGUAUUUACUGGAAGGUGAUUCCCCUAUUGGGGAAAAAAAUUAAAAGUUGAAAUAGCUUUUCUAUAAAUGCAGAUGAUUAAAUAGAAAAAUGUUCAGAUAUUUGAGAGGUCAGAACCUCUCUGGGCAGCUAUUAAUCAUAAAUGGGACCGUGCCUAGGAUUAGGCCCUGGCCAAUUUUAUUAAAAUAUUAGGAAUUUAACUGACUUUUAAAAAGUUAUCUUAUCCUUGGAAAAUAAGCUAAAAAUUAAGAUUUAGUGUGCUGUAUUCAUAGCUGUUUUUUUUAAAGAGUCAGUUGGCAGGGCAAAAUAAUUUAUUGCUUCUAAACAUUCCGGAGUUUUCAGAGCUGACUUGAAACAGUCAUUUUGCCUCUGUGAUUAAAAAAGAGGCAUUAUUUUAGGAAGCCACAUGAAAUGAAUUUAAUUUGGCUUAUUCCCUAGGGAACCACUUUGUGGUAUUUGAUUCACCCACGCCAAAAGUUGUCAGUGUAUUCUAGCCUCAAGUUUUGGCUAAUCCCUAAAGGAUGUAAUUUUUUCAUCUGCUGUAGAGAUAUGUGCUAAGUCCUUGUCUGGGCAUGUAGUCAGCAGUCCGUUCUCUGUUUAGAUAACAACUUCAUCCCAUCUCAGGCCUAGAGCUGUGGAAUGAUGAUGUGGGCAGAUUACUGUCCACUGAAGAUGGGAUUCACAGCAUUAAAACCGGACCCCCUGUAUUUCUAUCUCCUGACGGCUUGUCCAAGAACUCUCUUCUUGGUGUCCAUCCGUUGGACAUGUCUGUCCCAUGCUUAGCCUUUUAUUGCUAGUGUUUCUUUACAAAAUGCCGAGUGUUGUUGUGUCUACAGUAUUAUGUGUUUAGACCUUUGGUUUAGGGGCUGUCCCAGUAAGCUUCUCCAGUUCAUUGAAAGGGUGUAAAAUAGCAUACCAUUUAGUCUGGUGCAGGUUGGGAUCCUCGUGAGCAAGUGUCCGCGCAUUUUUUAUGACCAGAUUUCCUUCUGUGUGGCUGCCCACUUCUGUUGACUACCUCUGGGGUGAGGAUGAUUUUGACUGGUGCAAUGAUGUGGUUGGCUUGUGUUUUGUAUCUUUGUAAGCUCUGCUUGUCUAUGAUUUUAUUGAAAUGGAGAAAAAGCCUUUAUAAAUAUUUGAGCAUGCUGUGUAAAGUUUUCUAACUGUGACAUUUCAGUACACCCUAGUAAGUAGAAAGGAUUGUCACUUCAGUGUUGAAUACACGUUUAUAAAUGAGACUUAAAAGCAGAAGUUCACUUUUUUAAUGGGAUUUAUUUUAAAGCAGCAGUGUUCCCUCUAGGUAGACCUGCUAUUUUUCAUAAAAUCUCCGUCGGGUGCUAAAUAGAAUUUCUAUGCCCUCACUAUAUUGCUAAUUGAACACGUGCAGUCGUGGCACUGCCAUGUCUGCACAAGGGGAGUGGUCAGGUUGCAUUUGGUUCUCUUAAGAUAAUGGGAAAAACAGCAACAGCAGUGACACCAACAGUCAGGGGUAGUAAAAGUUGGAGGAUAAAAGUAUUUGCAUAGGAAGGGUGGAAGUAGAGCUUCUCUAAGGUGACGGCUUGUAAUACUAGUGCAAGUUCAAGGACUGACCAGACGUGAGUACCUGGUCCGAAAGAGAAGAUGGACACCCUGUGGGUGAUGAAACAUUAGAAAUAAUUUAUCAUGAGCCAGGAUUGGUGUAUUUCUUCUUCUUUAAAGAGCGUAUAUUCUCUAGGGGCGGGGGUGGAUUUACUGUGAAGUAGAAAUGCACCACAUUUAUCCAUGUGAAAAGAAAGGGACUUUUCUAGUGGUGAUUUUAUAUUUAUAUAAAACCAAUUCAGGAUCAGUCCCUAAUUUGGAGUCUCUAUUCUGAGAUUUUUAUUUAUUUCUCUUUUUCAAAGUGUGGUGGUGUACAUACAUACAUAUGUGUGCAUAUGUGUACAUUUAUGUAUGUGUAUAUAUACUGUGACAAUGAUGUUUAGUUUAUCUGAGAUUUAUUGAUAAUAUUGAGAAAUAUUUGAAUUUUACUCUAUUUUUCCAGUGAAUAAUUAAGGUUAUUGAACAUAUGAUUUAGUACAGAUUUAAAUUAUUCAUAUAUCUCUUAAACUUUUGUCUGAAAACCUAAAUAAGGUCUCCCUCUAAUUUUUUUUGUCAUCUCAUGUUUAAUGUUAAGUGAUAAGUUGAAUGCUAACAGUUGAAGUUCUUCCUCAUCUAAGGCUACCUGUGUCUACUUACAGAACACAUCUGAACCAGUAAAAAAUCAUUCCAGCAAGUGAAUAUUAUGUGCGUUUCAUCUCUCCCUUAGUUUAUCCUACUGUGUUUAGUUAGAAGCUUCUCAAUUUAUGGAAAUGGGUGUGCAUGUAAAUAUGUCUGUGAAUUUUCUUUUUAACCUUCAGUGAAAUAGCUUAUGGAAUCGCUAAGGCAUCAAAUUCUUUUUUUAAAAAGGAAAUCAACAGUUUCCUGAGCUCAAUGUAGUUUUGUGUAAUGUUUUACUCCUCAAAGGUACAUGAAGGCCCUCUCUCUUUUCUGUGGGAAAGUUUUACUUGGACACAGUUUAGAACACAACAGAAGCAAUACUUGAUUUAUUUUCCUGGGUAGCCAGUCCUUUUACGUCAUGGCUGUCAGCCAGCAGACAGACCCACAGUGAAGCGUAUGGUCAGCUGUCCCGAUGCCUUUCUUGCUCUUAUCUCCAGUGGGCCUGCCAGCUCCCAGGAGAUGCACGGGACACUUGGCCUGCCAGCUUCCAGUGGAUGCGUGGGACGUGUGGCCUGCUUUAAUUUUCCAAUGUACGUUCACCUCAGUCGGUUUAGAAACAAUGUUGCACUACUUUUUAUUCUUUCCUUCUUUGAGAAUGUUCUUUUUAUAUUUACAUAAAGACUGAUGAAAGU